UUAUCAAAUUUGAGCAAUAUUUACAUUACAUCCUGUUGAUGUGAAACUCACAACAGUAAUAUACGACUGGUUGAUUUAGUUAAAUCGACAAUGUCGUGCGAAAAGAAGCCGUACAAUUGUCUGACACCAGACGAAAGAUUAAAACAACUAAUAGAUUAUUGCAAUUUAAUGGAUGUAGACUAUCAUGUGGCCCCCAUAAAAUAUUACCGGUCUGGGUUGGAAAUGAUACGAAUGGCCAACGUUUAUUACAAGGAAGGGAGCCUGGAAAAUGCCUACGUACUUUAUUUGAAGUUCAUGACCUUGUUCCUGGAAAAAAUUAGGAAACACCCGGACUUCAAAACGGUCCCGUCUAAACUUAAGACCGACAAUCAGAUCCACCUGAAGGAGGUGCUGCCCAAGGCCGAGAAACUGAAGCAGAAACUCUUGGAGAAGUACACCUUGGAGUAUAACGCCUUUUUGGCUGAAAAAAAAAGGGAGGCGACGAUAAAAGAGCCAAAGCCUAGUCUUCCGGACGUCAGUACGUAUGUUAGUACAACUCGUCAGGAGGAACCGACUGUUGUUGCCCCAUCAAUUGAUCAAGUGUCUUACCCUGAUGAUGAAAGGAGUAGCGUCACACCAACUUCACCAGCCAAGACCAGCAGUGACCAGUUGGUCCCCAGCGUUGACAGAAGUUCCAAGCCAUCUUCACUAGUCUUAGAUAAUUUCGACAAGAAUGUGCUGAGGACUAUUAUCAUUCCAAUGAAAGUCAUGACUUUGUUCCAAGUCAAAGCUGCCAGCAACACGAACAACCAAGUGGAAACUUGUGGGAUUCUUACAGGCAAACUAGAAAACCACCAACUGAAAAUAACCCACUUAAUAAUACCAAAGCAAAAAGGGACUGCAGACUCAUGUAUUACCAUGAACGAAGAGGAGAUUUUCGACAUUCAGGAUCAGUAUAAUUUAAUUACUGUGGGGUGGAUCCACACUCAUCCUACACAGACUGCAUUUUUGUCAAGUGUGGACUUGCAUACUCAUUGUCCGUAUCAACUGUUAAUGCCUGAGGCUAUUGCCAUUGUGUGUUCACCAAAAUACAAUGAAACUGGGUUUUUCACCCUUUCAACCUUUGGUUUGAAGUACAUAUCUGAGUGUACCAAAGUGGGGUUCCAUCCUCAUGUUACUCAGCCCGAAUUGUUUGUGGUGGCGUCACAUAUUAGGAUCGACAACAAUGCUGCACUGGAAGUCAUAGACCUUAGAUAUAAUACAAAGUGUUCUACUUAAGUUUUAAUAGAUGUUUUUGUUAUAGCUUUUUAUAUUCCUAUAAAAAUUCUAUUUAUUGCAAAUUAACUGUGAUUCUUACUAGUAUUUUUUAUUAACGCUUUCACAAAUAAAUAUGUUUGUUUUC
Molecule: messenger RNA, 1381 nt
Organism: Aethina tumida (small hive beetle)
Lineage: Eukaryota; Metazoa; Arthropoda; Insecta; Coleoptera; Nitidulidae
Product: STAM-binding protein-like
Exons: 8
Coding region: 91-1257 (388 amino acids)
Biological process (GO): protein K63-linked deubiquitination
Cellular component (GO): membrane; endosome
Molecular function (GO): K63-linked deubiquitinase activity; metal-dependent deubiquitinase activity; protein binding
Source: RefSeq, a predicted model, not a curated record